AGAGGGGAACAAAACAGAGAGGCCAGAUAUAGAUCUAAUCUAGAAACCCCCAGUUUCAACCAUGACUAUGUUCUUCAGACUCUUAUCGGAUUUGGAUCUGGACGAUCCCCGACGGACGAGGAGGCCGUCAGACACCAAGAUACGAAUUGACUGGGAACGCGGUCUUGUCCCGGUUACAUCUGUUGAAUUUGUUGCGGCCUUAGAGAAAAAAGAAAAAAUGUUACGAGAAGUGACUUCGGAGGUGGAACCAAAACAAAGUAGCUGGUACCGGCCUGUUCUUCCUUUCAAGGGAAAAGCAAAUCCUUCUCGCACAAUGGGUGUUGAUACUAGUUACUCUCAGGCACAGCCUUCUUCUCAUUAUGCCGUUAGGUCUUGCAGCACUUGUGGUAUCACCCACUGGCGUCGACAUUGUCCCCUUGAGUGUGAUCCGGGUGCUCCAGAGACAGCACCAAAAUAAUGAUGCAGCAUCGGCAACAGUUCAUGUGGAAGGGUUAAUGGAAUGUUUUAUAUCUUUUAUGCGUGCGGACUUUGUCUAAAUGCUAUAUAUUAUAAAGGUACUGGAACGUGAAGCAGGUCGUGUCAAUCCUCGACGAACUUGACAAAAAAUUAACACAGAACACCAGAUUUUUGACUCUGUGUAAAAACCUCAAAAUAGAGGAAAAAUCACAGCGGAGCACAAGCUCAGAAAACGAACUCAACUAGAUGAAUUUGUGUAGAGUCUUACAACCUCUUUGUAAACCCUAUACUGUUACAAAUCCCUAUCUUUAGGCAGAACGUCUUCUUCUUCUUUCUUCAAUGAUAUUCUCUCAACACACAAGAGAAUCACAGUCACAUAUAAACAAGUCAAACUCAACAAGGAACAGUUGAACUUGUAUAUUUAGAUGAGCAGCGGAAUAA
Messenger RNA from Fragaria vesca subsp. vesca, 897 nucleotides. RefSeq lists its product as uncharacterized. The record is from RefSeq and is a predicted model, not a curated record. Bases 62 to 457 code for a protein of 131 amino acids. The transcript is spliced from 2 exons. Lineage: Eukaryota; Viridiplantae; Streptophyta; Magnoliopsida; Rosales; Rosaceae.